GACCUCAGGAGCGUAACCAAACACUUUCCCUGCCUUCAACCGUUUCAACACUAGCAAAGAACUCUGAAGAUCCAAGAACCCUAAAAUGCAAUGCCAAACCCAGUUCAGUAAUCAGUUCGUUGAAGCAACGAAUCCCUAGAUUACGGAAUUGAAAUCAAUGGACGUUGAUGGCAAAUCCUCCUCCAACGGUGAAGAAGAGAAGAAGAAUGCAGUGGUGGUGAUUCUGGUGGGUGCGCCCGGCAGUGGCAAGUCCACCUUCUGCGACCACGUCAAGCGGGUCUCGACCCGACCCUGGGUCCGUAUCUGUCAGGACACAAUUGGUAAUGGUAAAGCUGGGACAAAAACACAGUGCCUUACAAGUGCAGCAGCUGCAUUGAAAGAUGGUAAAAGUGUAUUCAUUGAUAGAUGCAAUCUUGAUAGAGAACAGCGUGCAGACUUCGUGAAGCUUGGCAAUCCCCAAGUAGAUAUGCAUGCUGUGGUACUUGAUCUUCCUGCCAAGCUUUGCAUAUCUCGCUCUGUAAAGCGGGAGGGGCACGAAGGAAAUUUGCAAGGUGGAAAAGCUGCUGCUGUUGUGAAUAGAAUGCUGCAAAAGAAGGAGUUGCCUAAAUUGAGCGAAGGGUUUUCUAGGAUCACAUUUUGCCAAAGUGAAAGUGAUGUUCAAGCUGCUAUUGAUACAUAUAGUGCGCUUGGUCCGCAGAAUACCCUUCCAUCUGGGAGUUUCGGCCAGAAGAACCCAGAUGCCAAAGUUCAACUUGGUAUAAUGAAGUUCCUUAAAAAAGUAGACUCCCCUGUUAAUGCAGUUUCUAAAGGAGAUAGCUUGAAAGAUUCUGUUACCACUGAUAAGGAAAAUGAUUCCUCCUCUAUAGGACGAGAGGAGAUAAAAGGAGUUGAAGAGGUAAAAGGAGGUGAAGAUCUGGCAUUCAGUUCUCUCAAAAGCACUUCUUCUUUUGACAAUGUUCCAACUUUGGCAUUUCCAUCCAUUUCAACAGCCGAUUUUCAGUUUGACCUUGAGAAGGCAUCCGAUAUUAUUGUUGAGAAAGUUUUGGAGUUUGUGUCUAAGCUUGGCAAUGCUAGGUUUGUUUUGGUAGACUUGUCCUCUGGAUCAAAGAUAUUGUCCUUGGUUAGGGCUAAAGCUGGAGAAAAGAACAUAGAUUCUGGAAAAUUCCUGACAUUUGUGGGAGAUAUUACUCGGCUCUACUCAGGAGGUGGUUUACGCUGCAAUGUAGUAGCUAAUGCUGCUAACUGGCGGUUGAAGCCUGGGGGUGGAGGUGUGAAUGCUGCUAUAUUUAGUGCAGCAGGUACCUCCCUAGAGACUGCAACUAUGGAACGAGCUGGAUCACUUGCUCCUGGAAAAGCUGUGGUUGUGCCUCUUCCAUCAACUUCUCCCUUAUUUUGUAGAGAAGGUGUUACCCAUGUCAUACAUGUUCUUGGACCAAAUAUGAACCCCAAAAGACCAAACUUUCUCAACAAAGACUAUAAAAAAGGUUGUGAAGUUCUUCGUGAGGCUUACUCGGCGCUUUUUGAAGGUUUUGCUUCUAUAGUCAAGUCCCAAGAAACAUUCUUUAAGGAACCAACUGGGAAACUUGAGUCCGUUCAGUUAGUGUCUCUAGUUGACUUCAACAUACCUCGUAAGAAUCAAUUUUCAAAUGCUGAUCAGAAGGUCAAGAGAGAGGAUGUCUAUGAAUCCGAGAGAAACAAAAAGUACAAGGGAUUACAUGGAGAACAUUGUUCCAAGACUGGUGCUACCAACGGUAAUGACGAUGCCCAAAAUGAAAAGAACGGAAGUAUGUCUAAGGCCUGGGUUGCAUGGGCUCAAUCUCUUUAUCGCAUUGCCACUAAUCCUGAGAAGCAUAAGAAUGAUGUGAUGGAGAUAUCGGACGAUAUUGUUGUAGUAAAUGAUCUUUAUCCAAAAGCAAAAAGGCACCUAUUGGUGCUGGCACGUUACGAAGGUCUUGACCGACUUGCAGAUGUGAGGAAAGAAAACCUUCAGUUGCUAAGGACAAUGCAUGAUGUGGGCUUGAAGUGGGCUGAGAAGUACUUAAGUGAAGAUAAAACGUUAAUUUUCCGCUUAGGAUAUCAUUCGGCCCCAUCAAUGCGACAAUUGCACCUUCACAUAAUCAGUCAGGACUACGAUUCAAAGCAUCUCAAGAAUAAGAAGCACUGGAACUCCUUUAAUAGUGCCUUCUUCCGUGAUUCUGUCGAUGUAAUGGAGGAAAUCGACAAGUUUGGACGAGCCACAUUGAAAGAUGAAGACAUUUUGUUGAUGGAGUUGCGUUGCCACCGAUGUAGAAGCGCACACCCUAACAUUCCCCGGCUCAAAUCGCAUAUUGGCAAUUGCCGCGCUCAGUUUCCUGCUCCUCUGCUCCAAAAUGGUCGUCUUUUGUUUGCUACAGAUAGAGAUGGAACCAAUCAGUAGGUUGAUAAAUCUUUUCUUCAACAUCCAACGAGGGUCAGGUGAAAUCCUUGUAUGUCCUCAACCAUGUAAAUGUCAACUUUUUGUGGGAAGGCAAUGCUUUUUAAUCUCUAA
This is a messenger RNA of Rhododendron vialii, 2527 nucleotides long. RefSeq names its product transcription factor bHLH140. The transcript is spliced from 6 exons. Gene Ontology annotation, molecular function: mismatched DNA binding; double-stranded RNA binding; DNA 5'-adenosine monophosphate hydrolase activity. Lineage: Eukaryota; Viridiplantae; Streptophyta; Magnoliopsida; Ericales; Ericaceae. Gene Ontology annotation, biological process: double-strand break repair; single strand break repair. The record is from RefSeq and is a predicted model, not a curated record. The coding region runs from base 158 to 2416 and encodes 752 amino acids. Gene Ontology annotation, cellular component: nucleus.